This is a messenger RNA of Sorghum bicolor (sorghum), 1399 nucleotides long. RefSeq names its product transcription factor MYBS3. The transcript is spliced from 3 exons. Gene Ontology annotation, biological process: response to ethylene; response to auxin; response to gibberellin. Bases 151 to 1101 code for a protein of 316 amino acids. Gene Ontology annotation, molecular function: DNA binding. NCBI's taxonomy places the organism in Eukaryota, Viridiplantae, Streptophyta, Magnoliopsida, Poales, Poaceae. The record is from RefSeq and is a predicted model, not a curated record.
CUUCACCUCUCCUCACACGGCUUCCUCCUCCUCCUUCCACUCAUCCAUCCAUCCACCACCACCACCAUUCCUCUCACCUCAGACACGCGCGAACCGCACGAACCCUAGCUGGCGGCGGGAGGAGGAGGCGGCGGCGGCGGCGGCGGCGGGAUGACGCGGCGGUGCUCGCACUGCAGCCACAACGGGCACAACUCGCGGACGUGCCCCAACCGCGGGGUCAAGAUCUUCGGGGUGCGCCUCACCGAUGGCUCCGCCAUCCGCAAGAGCGCCAGCAUGGGGAACCUCUCCCUCCUCUCCGCGGGAUCCACCAGCGGCGGCGCGUCCCCCGCCGACGGGCCCGACCUCGCCGACGGCGGCGCCGGGGGAUACGCCUCCGACGACUUCGUCCAGGGCUCCUCCUCCGCCAGCCGCGAGCGCAAGAAAGGUGUUCCUUGGACUGAAGAAGAACACCGGAGGUUUUUGCUGGGAUUACAAAAGCUUGGGAAAGGUGAUUGGCGAGGAAUUUCUCGUAAUUUCGUGGUCUCAAGAACACCUACUCAAGUAGCAAGUCAUGCUCAAAAAUAUUUUAUACGUCAAUCAAAUAUGAGCAGAAGGAAGAGAAGGUCUAGCCUUUUUGACAUGGUGCCUGAUGAGUCCAUGGACCUUCCACCCCUUCCUGGAAGUCAAGAACCAGAGACCUCAGUGUUAAAUCAAGCACCACUGCCGCCUCCUGUGGAGGAGGAGGUGGAAUCAAUGGAGUCAGAUACUUCUGCUGUUGCAGAGAGUUCUACGGCUUCUGCUCUCAUGCCCGAGAGUUUACAACCUAAUUAUCCGAUGAUUGUUCCAGCUUAUUUCUCACCGUUCUUGCAAUUCUCAGUUCCUUUCUGGCCAAAUCAGGAAGAUGGAGGCGAUCUGCCCCAAGAAACACACGAGAUUGUCAAGCCUGUGGCAGUUCAUUCCAAGAAUCCAAUUAAUGUUGAUGAACUUGUGGGCAUGUCAAAGCUAAGCAUAGGGGAGCCUGGUCAGGAGACAGUUUCUACUUCUCUGUCGCUAAAUCUGCUAGGGGGUCAAAAUAGGCAGUCGGCUUUCCAUGCAAAUCCUCAAACGAGAGCUCAAGCCUGAUCCCCCAUCAGCACAGAAACUGCAUUUAGAUGGAAUCCUGGGCAAAAAAAGCUUUGCCUCUCUCUCUCUCUCUCUCUCUCUCUCUCUCUCUCUCUUUUCUAUAUUUAAGAUUAACCGUGCUCUGUAGCUUGUAUCAUGUGCUGUAAGUUAUGCUACGUAUGAAUGUACCUGUUGUUUGUCUGGCACGCAUGAUAUGACACUCUUAUGUUAACAAAGUCAUUGAUGUUAGUGCUGAUCUUUAUGGUUGUAAUGCUGUAAACUUUUCCUAAGAAAAAAAGUAUUAGCCAGUUCUUUUCAA